Molecule: messenger RNA, 7581 nt
Organism: Sphaeramia orbicularis (orbiculate cardinalfish)
Lineage: Eukaryota; Metazoa; Chordata; Actinopteri; Kurtiformes; Apogonidae
Gene: usp15
Product: ubiquitin specific peptidase 15
Exons: 16
Coding region: 2585-5113 (842 amino acids)
Biological process (GO): protein deubiquitination
Cellular component (GO): nucleus
Molecular function (GO): cysteine-type deubiquitinase activity
Source: RefSeq, a predicted model, not a curated record
GUUUGAAUAGCUAAAAGGGUGGGUUUGGAUGGCAACAGCCAGAGAUGGUACUAGGCUAGGUUUAGAGAUGGAAUAAAUACCACGAUAUUUGCAGUUGUCAUGACCAUAACCAAGGAAUGCCCUGCAGAAAAAUAACAAGUCCUGGUUAAUCAGUUCAGACUUUUUAAGUUUAUACUUACCUUUAUCAAGUGUGUUAAGCUUUGUUAUGUGCCUGCUUAUCUCUGGCUGUUGUAAGGGUUUAUACUAUCUCAUCAUAUGCAGUUUCAGCUGUAAGCGCUGAUAGCAGGGAGGGGGAUGGCUUACGUGGAACUGAUCUUUUAAAAUUUUCUUCCUCAACAGCAGUGCUCUCUGAAAAUGGUCCAUAAUUGCCUCUGGGUGCAUUAUUGAGCAUCUAAUUAUGUUUAAAAGAUUGUAUCUGUUCUUAAUAACGAAGAGUUCUAAUCAGGACAAGGGAAAUGUGAGGAUUACUUUAAACAACAAUCUGCACCACCUGAUUUCACUUGGUCAUACAGCUUUCAUAGUGGCUUCAGAGAUUUUUUUUUUUCUAAAUUGUAAUCCUUGAUAUUGCUAUAUAUAUGGUUGAAUAUUUAAGAAGGGUGAUGCAUGUUCCGUUUAGGUAUGAGUCACAGAAAUGUCUCUCAAAUAUCUAAGUGUUCUUUAGAAUCCAUGACAAAAUACACCACAGUUUGAUUGUUGAACUACAGUAAUUACAAAUUAAUGAUUGAUGCCGAAGCAUUGGGACCUGGAGGCUCUGAUGGCUCUGUUCUGUAGAGCACUGCUUGACUGUGGGUGGAGCUUUUGUCUUUGCUGUUUGGUAGAAUUUACUGUCCCCUCCUUCCUCCUAAUGCGUGUGAUUUACUGCAUGCUGGUGUGUGUGUGUGUGUGUGUGUCUCUUAGAUAUAGCAUUUCUAAACACUGUUGGUAUGCAGAAAUAAUAGCCACAAGCUGGGCAACAUGGAAAAAUCAAUAUUGAUCAAGAAGGCAAAUGUUGAAAUGAACAGAGCCUCCUGCUUUGCUCCUGCACUCACUUGUUCUAAAAUGAAACGCAAUCAUUGUCAUGUAUGUUUACAUGAUUGGCUUGUUCACAUAUACACAUUGUCAUUUCACAGCUUUGCAUUAUAUUUUAUGAUAGCAGUGGCAUCUUUUUAUGUUCACUGUUGGCAGAUUAUGGUAUGCACAGAGUGGGUGACUUGGGGAAAUUGGAUCUUCACUCUCCCAGCAGCUCUCCUGUCCCUGAUUCACUGUAGUGCCAGCGCCACCGUUUUCUCUGAAUUAUGCAUGGGCCCUCUUUUUUUUUUUUUUUUUUUUUCAAAAUGAAGUGUUUCUGCAUUACAUAACACUUGUCUUUCUGAUUUUGCGGUUUUGGCCUGGCCUCUUAAGCCUCAGUAGCUCGCUUGGUAACAGCAGUAAGUGUUACUGUCUUAUGAGGCGUUGCCCCUUGGUUCUGGCAGGCAGAUUUCCUCUGUUUCUCUCCCUCUCUCUCUCUUUAUACCUCUCCUCUCCCCUGGAGCUCAUUGCGAUGCAUACGUUCUGCAGUGACCUUCAGAAUACAUUUCAUCUGGUCCUGCCUUUACACACAUUUCCUAAUGGCCCUUGUGAUGAGACCAGUGUUUCUCCCUGGUUUCACUUUAUUUACUUAAAUCUAUCUCUGUAAAAACCCUCAUACUGACAGCCAUUGCAUGUUGAGAAGAACAAGGGAGAGUUGCAAAGUGUGUUUCACAGAUGAAAGGCUCUAAGCUUGUAUAUAACAGUGAGAGAGAAAACGAGAGCAAAGAAUUGUGUGUUAGUAUGUCGAAAUAAGAGAAACACAGACUGAAAAAAAUGCAAGAAACGGGGAUUAAUGGUGUGUGAGUGAAUGUUUGGAUCUAUGUGCAACGUGUGAGGGAGAGAGAAAGAGGUAGAGAGCCACUGAGCAGGAGUUGGGCCUGUGAAUACUGCAGCCUCAGCUGGAUGCAGUGGAUCAGCUGCUCCCUCCAUCCCCAUCUCAUUUCUCUUCUGUCAGCCCCCCCCCACACCCCUGUACUUUUCACCCCUCCCCCCUAUUCUCUCUUCUCCCUCCCUCUCUCUUUCUGUGCACCUCUAGCCUCGGUAGCAGUAGUCUUGAGCAUCCUUGCUGCUGCUGAUGCUGCUAUAAAUAUCUGCUUGUAGCGGCAGAGAGCAGCAGGCAGGCCAGAGGGAAGAGCAGAAGACCAGAGGACAGGACAGGACAGGACGGCACAGGGCAGAUCUGAGGCAGAGAGCGUAGCAAGAUGACAGGCGGCCGAGCCCGAAAAAGAAGGGGAGAGAAAAGAGGAAGGGAGCUACUUAGUUAGCUCAAGGGAGGACAGAAAGUGUGCGUGUGUUUAUUGGCUUGUGCUGGACUUGAAAGUCAAACUGAGGCCUAAACUUGUACCUGACUGUGUUCAAACUGCUGCAGCUACUGCAGGACUCAACAGUGGAGAGACAACUGGACUUACUUUACCGGCCUUUUGAAAACCAGCUUUUGCAUGGGUUGGACUCGAACCAAAACCUCCACCAGGCUGCAGGUGUUUUUUUUUUAUGUGGGGAUGCGGGCCGGCAUGGGCCGGGGCGGGGCUGAGAUGUCAUGCUCCUGUGUUGCUGGUGGUGCCUGAGGCCUGAGGCGGUGGAGCUGGAUAGCAGGAGAGUGGACCGUGUGCUGAACUGCGAGGCCACUGCCUCCACCGCCAUCACAGCUGUUUCUCUUGACCAGUGGGAGGCAGAAACAACCAACACUACCUUGCAGCCCUCCCAGAGUGUGAAGAAUUCGAGCUAUAGUCUGCCAUCCUACCACCCCUACAGCAACAGCUAUGAUUACUCGGAUCAGGCCAGGCAGAGUGAACGGUCAGGCCUCUGUGGACUCUCCAACUUGGGCAACACCUGUUUUAUGAACUCUGCUGUGCAGUGUUUAAGCAAUAUUCCUCCAUUGACUGAGUACUUCCUCAAAGAUAAGUACACAGAUGAGCUGAAUGAGGACAACCCGCUAGGCAUGAAGGGAGAGAUUGCCAGAGCCUAUGCUGAACUUAUCAAACAGUUAUGGUCGGGCAAAUACAGCUAUGUCACCCCAAGGCCUUUCAAAACACAGGUGGGUCGCUUUGCUCCCCAGUUUUCGGGCUACCAACAGCAGGACUCCCAUGAAUUGCUGGCCUUUCUUCUUGAUGGCCUUCAUGAGGACUUGAACCGCAUUAGGAAGAAACCCUACAUCCAGCUCAAGGAUGCUAAUGGCAGGCCUGAUAAGGUGGUUGCAGAGGAGGCAUGGGAGAACCAUAUCAAGAGGAAUGACUCUAUUAUUGUGGACAUCUUUCAUGGCCUUUUCAAAUCCACCUUGGUGUGUCCUGUUUGUUCCAAGGUCUCUGUAACUUUUGACCCUUUUUGCUACUUGACUUUGCCACUGCCUAUGAAGAAGGAGAGGACAUUAGAGGUUUAUCUUGUAAGGUUGGACCCGUUGGCUAAACCCACACAGUACAAGCUGACUGUUCCAAAGGUGGGCUACAUCUCUGACCUGUGUACCUCCCUUUCUAGCCUGUCUGGGGUUCCUGCUGAGAAGAUGAUUGUAACUGACAUCUACAAUCACCGUUUCCACCGCAUCUUUGCCACCAACGAGAACCUCAGCAGCAUCAUGGAGAGAGAUGACAUCUAUGUGUUUGAAGUAGCAGUGAACAGGGUAGAGGACACAGACCAUGUUGUGGUCCCAGUGCACCUGAGAGAGAAGUACAAACAGUCGGGCUACAACCAUACCAGCACGCCGCUGUUUGGGCAGCCCUUCCUCAUCGCUGUCCCCAGAACUCUCAGUGAAGAUAAGCUGUACAACAUGCUGCUUCUGCGUCUCUGCCGGUUUGUGCGAUCAUCUGUAGAGGAGGAUGAAGACGACUGUGAUGAGACACAGCCAUCCAAACAACACACUGUCAAUGGCAAUGCCACUAAUGGACUGCUGGAGGAAGGCUCACCUAGUGAGAUGGAGACUGAUGAGCAGGAUGACGAGUCCAGUCAGGAUCAGGAGUUACCCUCUGAAAAUGACAAUAGCCAGUCAGAGGACUCUGUGGGAGGAGACAAUGAACUGGAGAACGGCGUGGUUGGUCCACAGAACUCCACCAAAGGCCAGCAAUCAGCUGGGCACAACAGAAAGAGACUUUUUACAUUCCAGUUCAAUAACAUGGGCAAAACGGACUUUUCCCUCAUCAAGGAGGACACCAGGCAGAUCCGCUUUGACGAGGGACACCUCCGACUCAGUGACCGCUCUUAUCUCUCCUUGGACUGGGAGCCAGAGAUUAAGAAGAAGUACUUUGACGAAACUGCUGUUGAGGACUUUGACAAGCAUGAAAGCAUGGAGUACAAGCCUCAGAAGAAGGCCUUCUUCAAGCUGAAUGACUGCAUCGAAUUGUUUACCACAAAGGAAAAACUGGGAGCAGAGGACCCCUGGUACUGUCCAAACUGUAAGCAGCACCAGCAGGCCACGAAGAAGCUGGACCUUUGGUCUUUGCCGCCUGUGCUGGUGGUCCAUCUGAAACGCUUUUCCUACAGCCGUUACAUGAGGGACAAACUGGACUCAUUGGUCGACUUCCCACUCAGAGAUCUGGACAUGUCUGAGUUCCUUAUCAACCCCAAUGCUGGGCCCUGUCGCUAUGACCUCAUUGCUGUGUCCAACCACUAUGGAGGGAUGGGUGGAGGCCACUAUACUGCUUAUGCAAAGAACAAAGAUGAUGGAAAGUGGUACAACUUUGAUGACAGCAGUGUGUCUCCUGCCAACGAAGAUCAAAUAGUGUCCAAAGCGGGUUACGUGCUAUUCUACCAGCGCCAAGACACCGUGAAAGGCACCGGCUACUUUGCUCUUGACCGUGAGGAAGAGGAGGAGGAGGAGGAGGAAGAAGAGGAUGGAGAGGAGGAGGAAAACGAAGGGGAGGAGAGACGGGAGAGAAAGAGCGCCUCCUCUGCUCAGGGGGCGUCGUCCGCCGGCGCAGCCGCCGCCCAAAGCGACGAGGAGGACCUGAACGAGAACCGACGCCGGAAGAACGACAACGAGAAGGAGGAUGAUGAGGAAGAGGAGGAAGAAGAGGAGGAGGAGGAGGAGGAGGAGGAGCAGGUGCCCAAUCGAGAUGUCGCAAUGAAAACCAACUGAGGCGAACAGGAACACGAGUCAAUGGAGAGAGAGAGAGACUGGGAUCUUUCCAUCCAAAGCCAUAUGGACACAGCACGGCAGCAGGCGCCAUCAGUCCCACCCGGCGGCUCGGACUCAGCCGCUUCAGGGUGGAGCCACUGGGGGAUGAAAGCUGAUAGGUCAGGGAGCUGCCAGGGUACGCAACACUAUAAGAAAUCAGGGCCCUCCUCGGUGGUUGGAUCACUGUGUGUGUCUGUGUGUGUAAUGUGUGCGAGUGUGACGCCACGUCCAUUUGUUUCAGUUUUGCUUAGCUGCUCUGUGAAAAGAGUCACUGAACGACACCAGGGAUUGAUUUUAGACUUUACAUUACUUGGAGAUUAUCAGCAUCAGUGUGGCGCUCUGAAUCUCCCUCUGCUUUUUGUGUUGUUGUUUUUUUUUUUUUUUUUUUUACAUAUUUCUGAAAGCAAUGCAUCGUUGUCGUAUUUUAAUAUCAUUUAGACCUUGUAUAUAUUUUAAACACUGAAUUACAUUGGGUUUUCAUAAUGCGCUGAAAUGUUUUGACCUUGCACAAUCAGCAACCAUCCAUGUUUUUUACGUAUUUUUGCUAGUCAUACUUCAGUUAACACUUACUGUCUUUCUCAGCGUGUUUUCUUAAACACACACACAAGAAAAAAAAUAGUAUUGCCUUUAGUAAGCCAGUGGUGAGACGCAUCUACAGUUUAGACUUAAAUUAGAGAAGUGAUGCCAUCAUAGUCACAUGGUCUUAUACAGUGUCAAACAGCCAAAAUGUCAUCGCUUUGUAUUACUGCUGCUACUGCUGUGCAUUUGUAGACAGAUUAUCAGUAUAUGGGCUUGAACUUUGAUGCUUUUAAGGCCCUGCUCUUGCUGUCUGAUAUACUCUGUUAAUAGUAUAGAAUUCUUAGAUGAUGGUGGGAAAGUGGAUUGAGAUAUUACCCCAUAAACAUUGUAAAAUAAUCAGAUUCUACUUGCACAUAUUUUGAUCUGCAAAAGUAAAGUAGGAAAUGUUGGUGUCACAGUGUUCAGAAUUAGUAAUACUUUGUCUUAAUCAACUCAUCGUAGUGUGCUAUUGCAGUUCAUAUGUUCAGAUGUUCGCUGGCACAUUUCUAAAUCCUAAAUCUAAAUCUCUCCAGCUCUCCCUCCUAAGUUAUUCAUAGGUGAUGUUAAAAGCUUUACCAUGGCUCUGCACUUGUUUUCAUAUUAGAGGCACUGUGAGAUUAGGAACAUUGGUGAUUUCACUGGCAUCAGAUGGAUCUUCUCUUGUUUGGAUCACCUCAGCCUUAACUCUUAAUCUCGGACCAGUCGCCUUUUCUUUGCACAUCUCUAUCAGGCCGUCUGUCCUGCAUGGCCCCUCCCACACACACACACUCACACAACACCUGUGUAGGAAUGUCCAUAUCAUUUGUUAAACUGCGCGUGUUAUAUUGCAGCCACAUAACGCCAUUUUUAAUCCACAAGAGGGCCAGAAUGUAUGCUGAAAGAAAUGAACACUGACCAGAUGUAUGUGGUUGAUGCCUUUUUGAUUCUUUACAGGGGCAGGUUUUUAUUAUUAUAAUUAUUAUUUCAUUUUUUUUUUUGAAGGCUCCCUUUCUUGGUUUGAUUGAAUGUGAUGGAAAUGUGUUCUUCACCUUUGAUAUUAGCUGUAUGUAUUCAUGGGUACUGCUGAAUGAGUCCCUUUCCAGGGGUGAAAUGCAUCAUUGUGGUCCUGAGCUUUGAGGAUGGGAGGGCAAAUGGGUGGGUGGGGUAACAAAACAGAAAACUAGGGUGAGUCUGCCUAAAAGGCCUUUCAGCUUUUGGGAUCAUGAUACAGUGAAAAUAUUUUGUGGCAGAUAGUUGCAGGAUAUUCCUCCAUCAGUGCGACUUAUGAUGAAAGUCUAUUCUCCAUGGUGGAGUGUGGCUCUUAUGUUUUGUUUUUUUUCUACCUGUUUUUUUCCAUUGUAAACAGCAUUAGCAUACCUGUUGUUGCCUCAGAAUAUUAGAUGUGUACCAUGCCUUUAUGAGCAUCUAUGUGCUUCGACUUCAAUGGGCUUUAUCGCCUCAGCGCUGCCUUGCUUUUUGGGCGACUCACCCCAUCCUGACUGAGGGAGAUGUGAUUGCUACUAUAGGCUUAUACAAUACUGUACAUAAGAGUUCACUCUGUGAGUGCACAUUUGAUAAAGUUUAUUUAUUUAUAUGUAAGCAUUUAAUAAAACAGACAAUAUAUUUAAAACCUUGACAAGACCUGAAAUGUCAAGGGAUGUGGCUCAAGUCCACACAUACACAUUGCCUGUGCUCUUGUCAGGGAGGGAAUAUUUUUAAAAAAAGGAUGGCUCUGUUGUUUUGGGACUUUUUUUGUAAAAAUAAUUCAGACAUCCUUGCAUGACAACAUAGUCGGGGUUUCCAGGUUUGGCUGCACUUGAGUUCACUUGGGUUUACAUUUGAAAUGUGCAUGUGUAUUUAUACACAAUCUUCAAUAAAGUUGUGUAAAGCUU